Molecule: messenger RNA, 903 nt
Organism: Sordaria macrospora k-hell
Lineage: Eukaryota; Fungi; Ascomycota; Sordariomycetes; Sordariales; Sordariaceae
Biological process (GO): formaldehyde catabolic process
Cellular component (GO): cytosol
Molecular function (GO): S-formylglutathione hydrolase activity
Source: RefSeq, a predicted model, not a curated record
AUGGGUCUCACAGUCAAAGCAACCAUCGCCUCCUUCGGCGGCAAGCUCUUCAAGCUCUCCCACCCGUCCUCCUCCACCGGCACCGAAAUGGCCGUGAACCUUUACCUGCCUCCCCAAGCCCUCAAGUCUUCCCAAACUAAAAAGGUGCCCGUCCUGAUCUACCUCUCCGGCCUAACCUGCAGCCCCGAGAACUGUUCCGAAAAGGGGUUUUUCCAGCACGGCGCCUCCAAGCGCGGCCUGGCCGUCGUAUACCCGGACACCUCCCCCCGCGGCCUCAACCUCCCCGGCGAGAAGGACAGCUGGGAUUUCGGCGAAGGAGCCGGGUUUUAUGUGGAUGCCACGCGGGAGCCGUUUUCCAAGGGGUACAAGAUGGACACGUACAUCACGCAGGAACUCCCCCAAGUGCUAUUCGGGCAGGACUCGGAGUUUGGCAAGUACCUGGAUGCCGAGCGGGUGAGCAUCACGGGCCACAGCAUGGGCGGUCACGGCGCGCUUAGCUUGUACCUGAAGAACCCGGGCCUGUACAAGAGCGCGAGCGCGUUUGCGCCGAUUGCGAACCCGUGCGAGUGCGCGUGGGGGAAGAAGGCGUUUGGAGGGUAUCUGGGUGAAGACGACAAGGCAAAGGAGGAGGAGUGGAAGAAGCAUGAUGCGACGGAGCUGAUCAGGGGGGAGAAGUGGAGGGGGAACAAGGAUGCGAGGGUGUUGGUUGAUGUUGGUACUGGGGAUAAUUUUUAUAAGCAGGGGCAGUUGUUGCCGGAGAAUUUUGAGAAGGCGGCUAAGGAGGCUGGAGUGGAGGGGGUGACGGUUAGGUAUCAGGAGGACUACGACCACUCGUACUACUUCAUGGCGUCGUUCAGUGACGACCAUAUUGACCAUGCGGCCAAGUACCUUGGCCUUCUCUAA